AUGGCUUACCAAGCCAAUGACACAACUGAAACAACUGGCAUCUCAUCAGUCUCAUCGGAUGACGAAUUAGAAAGAGACUACUUUUCUUGGUUACCUGAAGUGGAAUGUAAGGACAAUAGUAUCAACGAAAAUGAUUGGUCUUCGUCUGAUGAUAGUGAUAAUGAUAGUGAUGACAAAGAAAUAACUUACCAUCAUAAAGAAACAUCAAGUGACAAGAAUAUUAAGUGGAGUGACGGCUCUUAUCUCACUCAUGAUGGACGUUUACAAUCUAUGACUCGAUUUGAACGUCGACAAGCAUGUUAUUACCAAGAAAAAAUUCAACAAAUUCGACAACAAUUAAAAGAUGAACAUCUUAUUUUACGACCAAUUUAUAAACAUAUUGGAUAUCAUGCAGAGUCAAUCGAUACUUUUUAUAACAAAGUCAAUCAAUUCUUGAACCGUACAAGCAGCUAUUCAUUAGUUUUUAAACUCAGUCAUUCAUAUCCGACGGCUAGUCAAAAUCAUUUAGCUAAGAUUAUUGCACGAGUUGAAACAACAUUGAACAACUUAUUCGAAUCUAAAUCUAUUACUGAAGCACAAUAUAUGGCUAUGAAAAUCAAUCGAUCUACAGUACGAAUGAAUUAUUUAUACUUCGUAUCAGACACACAUAAAGAAGGAAUUCCAGUUCAACCAAUUAUGGUAUGUAAUGCUGGACCAACUAUGGGUAUUAGUCGUUAUCUUGGUCGUCUUCUUGGAUUAUUUUUUAAUGAUGCAACUCAUUGUAAAAAAUUACACAAAGCUUAUAAUGUUAUACAUCACAUGGAAUUCUAUCAGAAAAGUGGUCAACUUCGACCAACCACUCUAUUUGUUUCAUUUAAUAUUAAUGAUUUAUGUUUAAAUUUUUCACAUCAACAAGUUAUGGAUGCAUUAGAACAUUUCCUCCACUCUUACAUCUCAUCAGAUCAUUCUAUUCAAGGCAUGACAAUUGCUACAAUUCUUCAACUUGUUGGUCUCGUACUCGAUGAACAAUACUUUAUUUACAGUUACAAAUUAUAUCGACAAACUGCUGGUAGUGCAUCUGGUUCAUCAUUAACUAUUCCAUUAGUCUAUAUCUAUUUAUUUUAUUGGCAACCAGAUUUAUUAGAAGAUCUUAUUAAUAAGAAUGAACUCUUUUUCAGAUAUCGAGAUGAAGCAUUUAUUACAUGGAACAGAUCUGAAGAUGAACUUCGUACAUUACUUGCUACGGCUAAUUCACAAUUUACGCAACCUAUAUGGAACAUAACUAAUAUUGGAUCAACUAUUCAUUUUCGUGAUAUUCUAAUAACUAACAAUAAUGGCCUUCUUCGAACAAGUGUUUAUCAUGAGGAAACAUUCGACGACAAUAUGUUACAAUCAUCAUUUCCGGAUAUUCUUCAACCUGCAAUCAAACAAGACACAUGGAAAUGGCUACGAGGAUCUUUUUUAAAAGCCAUCCGAUACUGUUCCGAUCACCGUAAACAACAAAUGUCACAAUCAUCCAGUCAACGAUCAACUUCACAUCCACUCGUGAAAAGAAUCAAAAGACAUAAAUCAUCACAAAUUAGUACAACACCCUUAAAAUCGAAUAUGAAAUUGCCAAUCUACUUAAAAGUUCAUCAAAAUCUCCUCUUUCGAACAUUACGUCUUCUAUUGAAGCAUAAAUUACGAAGAAAAUGUGAACGUCAAUUUCUUCAUCAUCGACUUCAAUUAUUAAAUCAGCAGUGUCAUACGGAACUUCGUCAAAAUUUAUGGCAAUCCUAUCUUAACUUAGGAUCUGAAAAAGAAGUGUGGCCAAAUGUAGUAAUGAAAAUGGCCAAAACAGAUGAACACUUAGUCUGCCAACAAUUUGUACAAAAACAUCUAAAUGAAAUGAAAAUUAAAUAUGAUCAAUUUAUCAAUGAAUUAAGCCUACAAUUGCAAUCGUGUCCGGUAACAUUAAUGGAAUUACAAUCCAGCCUUGAUCAGCAUCUUAAAGAAUUUGUUCAAAUACAGCAAAAAUAUAUAGCUACAAAAAUGCAAUUUCAACUGAAACGAUAUGAAGAUAUGAUUACCGAAAUUGAAUUAUUACAAACUUUGUCAAGUUUUCCACUUUCAAGUGAUCAACAAAACAGGAUCAACCAACUUGUACAUUUUCAAGAAAAACAAGUACAAUUCUACGAAGAUCUUCUUAAAUUAGAAGCUCGAGUAUCCAUUGACUUUUUACCACGAAGUUUUGAUGAAUUAGAGGACUUUGUUACAUUUGAUGAUUAUUUUCCUGUAGGUAAAGAUACUGUAGUCAUUGAAUUUAAACAAAAUAACUACAAAAUUAUACAAGAAGCCAAACGGAUGUGGUUAAAGACAUAUAUCAAUGCCUAUGAAAAUGAAAUAGAAAAAUUCAAACAUCAAUAUGAAGAUGAAUUAUAUCAAUUUCAAUUAUUGAAUUCACGUCACGGUGGUAUCUAUAGUACAACAACAACUAUCGUGAAUUCUUUUCUUGAUUACAUGAAUCGUCGAACAAAUCGAUUAAAGGAAGAAAUUGCUUAUGAAAAAGUUCCUCUUUAUCGAAAACAUUUAUUACGUGUUCAGCAACGCUUCAAAUCAACUCAGAAAAUGGUCACGGUAAAACCGACUGUCAUUGUCGACCUCUUCUAUCAUCCAUUUACUGCUGCUCAACUUGCAUAUCUUUCAAGAGGACCCUCUUAUAUACGACCAAAUCCAAGUGUGUUUUUUCCUGAAAAAACAUUUAAAAAACGUAUUGACCGAGAACUCAAAGAUACAAUGAAAAAACUUAAGCAAUGUAUGUCUAAUGAUUAUGAUCGAUCAAAAAUACCACUCAACUCACCCUUAUAUAAAUCUUAUGCUGAUCAACUUCAAUCCUGUUUAAAUCAAGCUUAUAUGACUCCUACACCAUUAAUCGAUCAAAUACGUGCUCUACGAGAAUUAAAAAUGGUUCAGUCGAUUCGAAAAAAAUUAAAAAAAUUUAAAUUGAUACUACGUGAAACCGAUAAAAGUGGUGUAUUACAUAUUGGUUCUGCCGCUGAUUAUGAACGAAAAGCAAUUGAAUAUCGACGAACAACGGGUGCUUAUGAACUAUUAACGUCGAAUCCAUUCAAUGAUAUCAUCUGUACUGUUACACGUUUAUUGAAUCGAUUACAAUCCUUGAAACGAAUACUGGAACGACAUCGAGUGAAAAUGAUGCCCAAUCGGAAGAAAACCGAAUUAGCUUAUAUGUAUUUUAUUCCUAAACCACAUAAGAAACGUACACCACUUCGACCAAUAUUGAAUACAAUACAUGCUGCAACCAAACAAAUUUCUCAAUUCUUAGAUCGUCUAAUUCGACCUUUAUUUGUUCGAUUUGUACGUCAAACAACGUUUGUGGAUGGGGCUGAUCUUCUUAAUCGACUUCAACAUUAUAUUCAAAAAGGUUAUUUAAAAUCAUCGACUCUUUUCAUUACUUUUGAUAUUAAUAAUCUCUAUACCAUGUUACCACAAGAAGAAUCUUUAAAUGUACUUGCUGAAUUUCUUCGUAUACAUAAUUGUGAAAAAGUGAAUGGACUUUCCAUUGAUACAAUUAUUGAAUUAGCUCGUGUCGUACUUCAAGCAAAUGCUUUUGUUUAUAACAACAAGUUUUAUCGACAAAUUAUUGGCGGUGCUAUGGGUUCGGCCUUUACUUUAACAUUAGCAAAUAUCUUCAUGUGGAAAUGGGAAAGACAAACUAUUUUACCAAAAUUAGCUUCACAUGAAUUAUAUGGCCGAUAUAUUGAUGAUGUUUUCUUUACCUGGAAUGGAUCUGAAGAUAAAGUCGAAGAAUUAUUAGAAGCCGCAAAUAAUUUUCAUCCAAAUAUUAAAUUAGAAUAUAAGAUUAGUAAAAGUGUUCCAUUCCUUGAUGUUCAUAUUCAACAUAAUCAUGGUACUUUGGUAUCAUCACUCUAUCAUAAACCUUCGGCUGAACCCACUGUCGUAUCAUUUCUAUCCGAUCACCCACGACAUGUCUUUCGAAAUGUUAUUCAAACGGCUCUCACUCGUGCUGCACGAUAUUCAUCAACAUUUGAGAUAUUUAAUCAUGAACGGCGUGCCAUUCGUUUAAUGUUCUUAUAUAAUAGAUAUCCAUCGAAUUAUAUUAACCAACAAUUUGAAAAAUUCUUUGCUGAUUAUUUAAGUUCAACUUCUCCACCAAUUUUACCUAUGAUUACCAAUGAAAGUCAAUUUUUGGCAUUACGUCAAAAAUUAUUAAAUGAACCCACAGCAAAACAAACACAACUAGCCAUAAGUGCAGCUACUGUACAACUUACCCAGCGUACACAAAAUGUUAUACGACCAAAUAUAAACAAUAUGGAAGCAACCAUUCAACGAAACAAUGACAAGUUUAAAAAGAACUUCUUUAUCCAUAUUACACAUGAAGCUAGACUUAAAGGUUUAGCUCGUGAAAUACAUAUGAUACAUGAUAAUCACUUUAAAAAUACCGAUAAGGCAGAAAUAAGAUUAGUUGUUGGCUUUCGAAAUAAUCCAAACAUUGAAUUUGAACUUUCACGUAAACGACCAGCGUCAUCCUUAUUGAAAGAUCCAUUAGCAAAGAAACAAAAAACAAAUGAAAUUAAUCGUGAUGGCACGAAUAUCUAA
Molecule: messenger RNA, 4596 nt
Organism: Rotaria sp. Silwood1
Lineage: Eukaryota; Metazoa; Rotifera; Eurotatoria; Philodinida; Philodinidae
Source: the annotation of a GenBank genome assembly